Cebus imitator (Panamanian white-faced capuchin) is the source of this 7261-nucleotide messenger RNA. RefSeq names its product TIAM Rac1 associated GEF 1 (gene TIAM1). Gene Ontology annotation, molecular function: protein binding; guanyl-nucleotide exchange factor activity. The transcript is spliced from 27 exons. Gene Ontology annotation, biological process: activation of GTPase activity; positive regulation of axonogenesis; small GTPase-mediated signal transduction. Bases 602 to 5302 code for a protein of 1566 amino acids. The record is from RefSeq and is a predicted model, not a curated record. Gene Ontology annotation, cellular component: plasma membrane; cytosol; synapse. Lineage: Eukaryota; Metazoa; Chordata; Mammalia; Primates; Cebidae.
GGAGAGGGAGGCGGAGAGGAGGGAGGUGAUGGUGGGAGGAGGAAGGGAGGAGCGACCAACCCUCUCCAACACACCCAAGUGACCAGAUUCAUCAUAGCACGAAACUUCACAAGUUACACCCACUGCCUCUUCCAGCAGCUGGGGAAGGCUGCUGCUUCCUCAUUUCUGUUACUGGAAGUUUGAGAGAUGUGAAGCCAGACGGGAGAAACGUGCGCGCCUUGUUGAGCAGGGGUGGAGUCACUGUGGACUGAGGCCCACGUUUCUGCACUUGAAUCCCAGGAAGGAGGAAGAGAAGGCUGGUUGGUACCAUGGGGUAUGAUGCUCUGAAUCCUAGUCUCUCACCUAGGAUGUGAGCAGUCCCUGCAGAUGGCACAUUUGGAGGUCUUGACAAAGCUUCUUCUGUCUCCAAUGGGGUUUGUGGUGCAUUCUCACAGACUUAGAUGAAGCUGCCAUGGCCACCCCAGGGGGCAGGUGCUGACACCAUCCCCAGCCCAGUGGCUGCUCAUCCGGACAUCAUUUCCAUCCUCAAUAUCUAAAUGCCACAGUGCUCUUGGAGCAAGUUGGGCUGGGGACCACUGUUGCCUUUUAAGACCAUAAAACCAUGGGAAACGCAGAAAGUCAACAUGUAGAGCAUGAGUUUUAUGGAGAAAAGCAUGCCAGCCUGGGGCGCAAGCACACCUCCCGCUCCCUGCGCCUCUCGCACAAGACGCGGCGGACGAGGCAUGCUUCCUCGGGGAAGGCGAUCCACAGGAACUCUGAAGUGAGCACCCGAUCCAGCAGCACCCCCAGCAUCCCCCAAUCCCUGGCUGAAAAUGGCUUGGAGCCCUUCUCCCAAGAUGGUACCCUAGAGGACUUCGGGAACCCCAUCUGGGUGGACCGAGUAGACAUGGGCUUGAGACCUGUGUCUUACACCGACUCUUCUGUCACUCCCAGCGUAGACAGCAGCAUCGUCCUCACAGCAGCCUCUGUGCAGAGCAUGCCAGACUCUGAGGAGAGCAGGCUUUACGGGGAUGACGCUACGUAUUUGGCUGAGGGAGGCAGGAGGCAGCAUUCCUAUACAUCUAAUGGGCCCACUUUCAUGGAGAUGGCGAGCUUUAAGAAGAAACGCUCCAAAUCUGCAGACAUCUGGCGGGAGGACAGCCUGGAAUUCUCACUCUCUGAUCUGAGCCAAGAACAUUUAACAAGCAACGAAGAAAUCUUGGGUUCUGCUGAAGAGAAGGACUGUGAGGAGUCUCGGGGGAUGGAAACACGGGCGAGUCCGCGGCAGCUCAGCACCUGUCAGCGAGCCAACUCCUUGGGUGACUUGUAUGCUCAGAAAAACUCUGGAGUGACAGCAAACGGGGGGCCGGGGAGCAAAUUUGCAGGCUACUGUCGGAAUUUGGUGUCUGAUAUUCCCGAUCUUGCAAACCAUAAGAUGCCACCAGCUGCUGCUGAAGAGACUCCUCCGUACAGUAAUUAUAACACACUUCCCUGUAGGAAAUCUCACUGUCUCUCCGAAGGUGCCACCAACCCACAAAUUAGCCAUAGCAACAGCAUGCAAGGCAGAAGAGCUAAAACAACUCAGGAUGUUAAUGCAGGCGAGGGCAGUGAGUUCGCAGACAGUGGGAUUGAAGGGGCCACCACCGACACGGACCUCCUGUCCCGGCGAUCCAAUGCCACCAACUCCAGCUACUCACCCACCACCGGCCGGGCCUUUGUGGGCAGCGACAGUGGCAGCAGCUCCACCGGGGAUGCGGCUCGCCAGGGGGUGUAUGAGAACUUUCGGCGGGAGCUGGAGAUGAGCACCACCAACAGCGAGAGCCUGGAGGAGGCCGGCUCCGCCCACAGUGAUGAGCAGAGCAGCGGCACCCUGAGCUCCCCGGGCCAGUCGGACAUCCUGCUGACCGCCGCGCAGGGCACGGUGCGCAAGGCAGGUGCCCUGGCCGUCAAGAACUUCCUGGUACACAAGAAAAACAAGAAGGUGGAGUCAGCCACCCGGAGGAAGUGGAAGCACUACUGGGUGUCCCUGAAAGGAUGCACGCUAUUUUUCUACGAGAGCGACGGCAGGUCUGGGAUCGACCACAACAGCAUCCCCAAACACGCUGUCUGGGUGGAGAACAGCAUUGUGCAGGCAGUGCCCGAGCACCCCAAGAAGGACUUUGUCUUCUGCCUCAGCAAUUCCCUGGGCGAUGCCUUCCUUUUUCAGACCACUAGCCAGACGGAGCUUGAAAACUGGAUCACCGCCAUCCACUCUGCCUGCGCCACUGCGGUCGCGAGGCACCACCACAAGGAAGACACGCUUCGACUCCUGAAAUCAGAAAUCAAAAAACUGGAACAGAAGAUUGACAUGGAUGAAAAGAUGAAGAAAAUGGGCGAAAUGCAGCUGUCUUCAGUCACUGACUCAAAGAAGAAGAAAACGAUAUUAGAUCAGAUCUUUGUUUGGGAGCAAAAUCUCGAGCAGUUCCAAAUGGACCUCUUUCGUUUCCGCUGUUAUUUAGCCAGCCUUCAGGGUGGGGAGCUGCCAAACCCCAAAAGGCUUCUUGCUUUUGCAAGUCGACCAACGAAAGUGGCCAUGGGCCGCCUUGGAAUCUUUUCCGUAUCAUCUUUUCAUGCCCUGGUUGCAGCACGCACUGGCGAAACUGGAGUGAGAAGACGUACUCAGGCCAUGUCCAGAUCUGCAAGCAAGCGAAGGAGCAGGUUUUCUUCUCUUUGGGGUCUGGAUACUACCUCCAAAAAGAAGCAGGGACGCCCAAGCAUCAACCAGAGGGAGAAAGAAGUGGUCUUACCUAGCGUUCACCAGCACAACCCUGACUGUGACAUUUGGGUCCACGAGUAUUUCACUCCGUCCUGGUUCUGUCUGCCCAAUAAUCAGCCUGCCCUGACGGUUGUCCGGCCCGGGGACACUGCACGGGAUACCCUGGAGCUGAUUUGCAAGACACAUCAACUGGAUCAUUCUGCUCAUUACCUGCGCCUGAAAUUUUUAAUAGAAAACAAAAUGCAGCACUAUGUCCCACAGCCCGAGGAAGACAUCUAUGAGCUGCUAUACAAAGAAAUUGAAAUCUGUCCAAAAGUCACUCAGACCAUCCACAUUCAGAAGUCAGAUACAGCUGCUGAUACUUACGGGUUUUCACUUUCUUCUGUGGAAGAAGACGGUAUUCGAAGGCUGUACGUGAAUAGUGUGAAGGAAACCGGUUUAGCUUCCAAGAAAGGCUUGAAAGCAGGAGAUGAGAUUCUUGAGAUCAAUAAUCGUGCUGCUGGCGCCCUGAACUCAUCUAUGCUCAAAGAUUUCCUCUCACAGCCCUCGCUGGGCCUCCUGGUGAGGACCUACCCUGAGCUGGAGGAAGGAGUGGAGCUGCUGGAAAGCCCACCCCACCGAGUGGACGGCCCUGCGGACCUCGGCGAGAGCCCCCUCGCCUUUCUCACCAGCAACCCAGGGCACAGCCUCUGCAGUGAGCAGGGCAGCAGUGCUGAGACCGCGCCAGAGGAGACCGAGGGGCCAGACUUGGAAUCCUCAGAUGAGACUGAUCACAGCAGCAAGAGUACAGAACAGGUGGCCGCAUUUUGCCGCAGUUUGCAUGAGAUGAACCCCUCUGACCAGAGCCCAUCUCCUCAGGACUCCACGGGGCCUCAGCUGGCAACCAUGAGACAACUCUCUGACGCGGAUAAGCUGCGCAAGGUGAUCUGCGAGCUCCUGGAGACUGAGCGCACCUAUGUGAAGGACUUAAACUGUCUCAUGGAGAGAUACCUGAAGCCUCUUCAAAAAGAAACUUUUCUCACCCAAGAUGAGCUUGACGUGCUUUUUGGAAAUUUAACGGAAAUGGUAGAGUUUCAAGUAGAAUUCCUUAAAACUCUAGAAGAUGGCGUGAGACUGGUACCUGAUUUGGAGAAGCUUGAGAAGGUCGACCAGUUUAAGAAAGUGCUGUUCUCUCUGGGGGGAUCGUUCCUGUAUUAUGCUGACCGCUUCAAGCUCUACAGUGCCUUCUGCGCCAGCCACACAAAAGUUCCCAAGGUCCUGGUGAAAGCCAAGACAGACACAGCUUUCAAGGCAUUCUUGGAUGCCCAGAACCCAAAGCAGCAGCACUCGUCCACGCUCGAGUCGUACCUCAUCAAGCCCAUCCAGAGGAUCCUCAAGUACCCACUUCUGCUCAAGGAGCUGUUCGCCCUGACCGACGCCGAGAGCGAGGAGCACUACCACCUGGACGUGGCCAUCAAGACCAUGAACAAGGUGGCCAGUCACAUCAAUGAGAUGCAGAAAAUCCACGAAGAGUUUGGGGCUGUGUUUGACCAGCUGAUCGCUGAACAGACUGGUGAGAAAAAAGAGGUUGCCGAUCUGAGCAUGGGAGACCUGCUUUUGCACACCACCGUGAUCUGGCUGAACCCGCCGGCCUCGCUGGGGAAGUGGAAAAAGGAACCAGAAUUGGCAGCCUUUGUCUUCAAAACUGCUGUGGUCCUUGUGUAUAAAGAUGGUUCCAAACAGAAGAAGAAACUUGUAGGAUCGCACAGGCUUUCCAUUUAUGAGGACUGGGACCCUUUCCGAUUUCGACACAUGAUCCCCACGGAGGCACUGCAGGUUCGAGCUUUGGCGAGUGCAGAUGCAGAGGCAAAUGCCGUGUGUGAAAUCGUCCAUGUGAAAUCCGAGUCUGAAGGGAGGCCAGAGAGGGUCUUCCACUUGUGCUGCAGCUCCCCAGAGAGCCGAAAGGAUUUCCUGAAGGCUGUGCAUUCAGUCCUGCGUGAUAAGCACAGAAGACAGCUCCUCAAAACCGAGAGCCUGCCCUCAUCCCAGCAAUAUGUCCCUUUUGGAGGCAAAAGAUUGUGUGCACUGAAGGGGGCCAGGCCGGCCAUGAGCAGGGCAGUGUCUGCCCCAAGCAAGUCUCUUGGGAGGAGGAGGCGGCGGCUGGCUCGAAACAGGUUUACCAUUGAUUCUGAUGCCGUCUCCACAAGCAGCCCGGAGAAAGAGUCCCAGCAGCCCCCCGGUGGCGGGGACACUGACCGAUGGGUAGAGGAGCAGUUUGAUCUUGCUCAGUAUGAGGAGCAAGAUGACAUCAAGGAGACAGACAUCCUCAGUGACGAUGAUGAGUUCUGUGAGUCCGUGAAGGGCGCCUCAGUGGACAGAGACCUGCAGGAGCGGCUUCAGGCCGCCUCCAUCAGUCAGCGGGAAAGAGGCCGGAAAACCCUGGAUAGUCACGCGUCCCGCAUGGCACAGCUCAAGAAGCAAGCUGCCCUGUCAGGGAUCAAUGGAGGUCUGGAAAGUGCAAGUGAGGAAGUCAUUUGGGUUAGGCGCGAAGACUUUGCCCCCUCCCGGAAACUCAACACUGAGAUCUGACUGUGUGCCCUGCCCCGUAGAGAAUAUGUGUAGAUACUCCCUGCCCUAACUCUGCCCACCCUCCCGUACCGUCAACAAGAAUGUCCCCUUAGGUCGCGCUCUUGCACACACAGUUUUGGCAGCUGACUUGGUUGGUCCUGAAGCCAUGUAGCCACCCAACUUCGUCAUUUUCAACAACAACAUCGGAAGGAAUUGCUCAGAAUCCCAGAUAAGCUUGAAUCCUAUCUUCUGUAUAGUUACCAAGGGCUUUUAUUUAUUCUCAAUGAAUCAGGGCCUGAACAAUUAAAAGAAAAAAGAUUCCAUAGCGCUGGAAAGCAAUCACCCCCAGGAGUUGACAUAUGUAUGACAGAUUAAUUUAAGAGAUAGUAGCACACACACGAUCCUUCUAUCUGAAAUCGGUCUCCUAGUCGGGGAAACCACUUUCAAACACAAAAUGAAACGAAACGUGUACAGCUCGCAGUGUUCUGACUGUACCCUUCCCUCUUCCAUGUCUGAGAAUCUCUGUGUAUUUUAAGAAUGUGUGAGGAGAGGGUGGCGAUUCAUGUUUCAAUGAGCCUUUUUUUUUUCCUUCCUGUUUUGGUCUAUGGCUGGUCUCACUGUAUGUCCAUGUUCGGAAGCUCUAGUUUUGCAUAGAAUUAUAGAGAUGCCAAACUCUUUGGAAAGAGAUCCAAAUUUAUCACUUGAGAGAAAGAAAAGAAACACUAUUUUUUGUAUUUUACCUGAGAUACAGGGGCACAAAUAGAUGAGAAUUUUACAGUGUUAGUGUAACCCUGAGCCUAAAAAAUGAGGAUAUAACCUUUUACAGAGAGAGUGAGGCGUGGUGGAUUUAUAUUUAUAUAUGAAAGGCCCACAAGCUCAUGCUAAGGAUACACUUUUUUUUUUUUUCCAAGAAGCAGAUUUUUUUUUUUUUUUUUUUUAGUGUUUGAAUCUAUAUUUGAGACGGGAGUUUGGUUGGAUUAAACAUGACACCCAAGUGGGCAGUGUGUGUGUCUGUUGCACAUGGCAGGGAGGGGAGCCUCCUUCUCAUGGGGUUGCCGUGGUGAUCAUUGGUUUUUUCCAUCAAAAUUGCAUCUUCAUCCAUAGAUUACCUUCCCCUUCCCUGACAGUCCAUAACCAAACCUUUUAACAGAAAACCUCUUUAAAAACAUCUCUUGUGUUGAACACAUUCUUCUUGCCAACAAAACAGGGUAAACACGCUCAAAACGUUAACGGUCUAAACACAUAUCCAAAUACCAAGAAGAAAAACAAGUUAUAGCACUUUCGAUUUUUUUUUUUUAAGGUUUAUAGCUUUUUCUUUUCCCAUGUCACAAUGUCCACUUCCUAAGAAGGGUUUAAAUACUAUGAAAACUUUCUUUUUGGGGAAAAUAUCUAUUUGGUGUUUGACACAUCAGUAGGUACUUUAAAAACCUGAAUUUUAUAGUAGCUUUAGGAGUUAUAUUUUAUAAAAAUCAGUUAUGACUUUAUAUUUCCAGACAAUAGAGAGUUCAGAACAUCACGCUCUUGUGCCUCUGCCUGCUUUUCCCGCUUUCCCACCCCGUAUUCCCCCCGCCUUUCGGGUUUCCAGGGCUUUGAGCUUGAUCUUUUGAAAGUUUUAUUCUAUUAAAUUUUUGCUAUAUCUUCUGGUUUUCUUAAAAAGCUUUAGAAUGGUUUCUAUACCCUUUGUAUCACUGCAUUUUUCCAUAUCAUCUCCGGUUGGAUUGCGUCCAGAUGGAAAACGGAAGCAGAGGCUUCUAAUCGUCGCAUUUACUGGUCCCAGUGCAACACAUCCAUCUUAAAACACUCGGAAGUCUGGUGCUUGGAGAGGGUGCCAUUGUCUCUUGUACAUAAGGUCAUGACGUGUCUAUGUCAAAAGUUCUUAUAUAUUUCUUUUAUAAGCUGAAAGAAGGUCUAUUUUUAUGUUUUUAGGUCUAUGAAUGGAACGUUGUAAAUGCUUGUCAAACAAUAAAAAUAAUGAAAAGU